Messenger RNA from Amoebophrya sp. A120, 1071 nucleotides. The record is from the annotation of a GenBank genome assembly. Lineage: Eukaryota; Dinophyceae; Syndiniales; Amoebophryaceae.
GCUUGAGGAAGAGCAUCAGCCACACCUCCAGUGGUGCUGCCUUGUCCAAAAAGAAGAAGACGAAGGAAGAUGUUGUGGAGAAUGAAGCCACGAUGAUGGAAGGGCACCAGCAACAAGCUGAAGCCACGACUGGUGCUGACAAACUUGUUCCGGCAGGACCAGGAGCCAAUCUGAAGAAGUAUACAGGAACAACGCCAGAUGCUUCACCAGUUUCCGAUGCUGCUUCGUCGGAGUUCGAAGUCGUUGGCGCGUCGGGGGCUUAUCAUGAUCACGAAUACAACCAGCAGAAGCGUGGGUAUUCUCUCCGCGACAGUGGCGCACUUCUUUCUUCUUCUCCCGGAGGAGAAGAUCCUGGCCGCGCAGCAGCUUCCACCUCUUCUCGAGAUGAUGGCACAACCACUUCUAAAACACCAAAGAAAGAGCAAGAACACAAGCAGAGCAGCUCCUACCUCCCGAUCCGGAAAGGCACGUCCUCCACCCGGGAAUUGUCUAUCAACGCCUUGAACCUCCAGUUUGCCCAACACCCGCGGGAAAGACAAGUCGAUUCGUUGGCUCAGCAAAAAGCGGGCCGUGUGGUCGGUGAAUUCAACGCGGCGGAACGAAACCAAGUACAUUACAGCCUGGGUGGCGGAGUCGGAAAUCGAAACAGUUACAACCCAACCGGUUUAGGCGGUAGAGAAAGGGAUUUUUCUUGGCUUUACGAAGUGGAACGACGCCGGGCCGAAAAGCGGGCCAAGGGGGAGUUGCCGGGUCGUGAGGUGAAGCCUUUUGCAGCGCACGACGAUGCAGGAGCUCCAGUACAAUCGCAGCCGCAAGAAGUACCGUUUUCAAGCGGUCGUGCUGGAGAUCAUGCUAGUAGUCGUAGCCCUUCCGUUCAACGUGUGCAAUUUCCGACAACCGCAGAAAAAGCAGCGAAAAAGAUGACGCUGGAAGAACGAGCGCACGCACAGAAGAGCUGGAAUGUUCGGCACAAAGUUGGCGUUCUAGAUGGAGCUGCGUCGAGGACCGCUUCGAGUGCCGCGGGCACGGACACGUCACCUCCAGAAGAUGCUGUAGUUCUUGGUGCAGCAA